Molecule: messenger RNA, 888 nt
Organism: Microplitis mediator
Lineage: Eukaryota; Metazoa; Arthropoda; Insecta; Hymenoptera; Braconidae
Product: pancreatic lipase-related protein 2-like
Exons: 2
Coding region: 1-888 (295 amino acids)
Biological process (GO): lipid metabolic process
Molecular function (GO): lipase activity
Source: RefSeq, a predicted model, not a curated record
AUGCAUUUAAUUGAACCGCAGGCUGUCGAUGACGUUAAUUGUAUCAUUGAUAAUAUACAUUUUUUUUUGUCGACGCGAUCUCUUGGUCCCUACUUGCAGAAAGUAACCGUCAGUAAAAAUUACAAUAAUUUGGCAUCGUCGGAUUUUGAUCCGAAUAAACCAACGAAAGUAAUAAUCCACGGUUACAAAUCGGAGCCAUGGAAGCCUCAUUUCGUGACUAUGAGAGAUCGAUAUUUAAGCGUAGGUGAUUAUAAUAUUUUCUUCGUGGAUUGGAGAGUUCUUGCUGAUCGUUUUUAUCUAUCGGCGGUAGCCAAUGCUAGAGUAGUUGGGGUAUUUUUGGCGAGAUUUAUUGUCGCUAUGAAACUAGAGGGGGCGGAAAAUAUCCAUCUAAUUGGACACAGUUUAGGUGCUCAAAUAGCCGCAGUUGCUGCCGAUUACUUGUCUUAUUAUAGAGUUUCAAGAAUCACGGGAUUGGAUCCAGCUAAGCCAUUAUUUGAGGCAGUGGGAAAAGACGCAGUAUUGAACGCUGAAGACGCUGAUUUCGUCGACGUCUAUCAUACCAAUGCAAAGCUUGCAGGCGAGUAUGUCACUUGUGGGGAUGUUGAUUUCUACUUCAAUGGCGGAAGGAGCCAACCCGGAUGUGGCGAUUUGAAUUUCGCUUGCUAUCAUAGGAGAGCUGUGCAUUACUUUUCGGAAUCUAUAAUUUCGGAUGAAGGUUUUUGGGCCCAUCCAUGCAAUCUGGAUGACCUAAGCAGCUACGAAUCCGGAAAAUGUUCGACUAGCGAUCCAAUAAUUCUUGCCGGCGAAUAUGUUGAUAAAAGUUCGACUGGUACUUACAGUGUUGUUACUAAUGCUCAAAGUCCUUUUGCACGAGGGCCAUUCUGGUAG